Lachnellula hyalina is the source of this 903-nucleotide messenger RNA. Its product is annotated as WSC domain-containing protein. The transcript is spliced from 3 exons. The coding region runs from base 1 to 903 and encodes 300 amino acids. Lineage: Eukaryota; Fungi; Ascomycota; Leotiomycetes; Helotiales; Lachnaceae. The record is from RefSeq and is a predicted model, not a curated record.
AUGCAAUUACCACCCCGCAUCGCGCUAGUAGAACUACUUCUAGCAGCAGCAGCAGUCGUUACUUCAGCAUGUAACAUCCCCACCACCUCCCUCUCAAGCAACAUCACAGGCGGCUUCGGGAUCCUGAUCCAGAAUCCCGCGUACCCAGUUAUCCAUGACCGGUACAUGAACCUCGCUGUGGCGGGCGGUGGGGAUAAACAUCUAUUCCUGUCUCCCGUUGGAGACUACGCUUUCGAUCUAGAUCUCAAUACGGGCUUCCUCGAACAGGAUAUUAUCCACGCUGUGAUUGACGGCGAGUAUUCCGAAAUCGACAACACAACCAAAAUGUUCAUGACUGAACGCGGCGAUCCCAAAGCAAUCUUCACCCCCGUAUACGGUUGCAACCCCGACAACGUCACCGAGACACAGAUCCAACUCGCGUUCGCAACACGCGAGGAGAGUCCAGUCGGUGGAUCGAUUUGUGUAAGGGUAGCUAGUGGGAAUAGGGGGUAUGAGUUCCGAUACUCACCUCCCGAGAACCCUGUCCUCCUCAGCACGCCCCCAUCCAACCUCCCCUCCCCAACCUCCACCAGCACCACCUCCCUCCCCACCGCGACCCCCACAGCCCCCCCAACCAUCCCCCCAACCUGGACCUUCCUCGGCUGCCAAACCGAAGCCACCUCCACACGCGCCCUAUCCAGCAACACCUACGCAAACGACAGCAUGACGCUGGAAUCCUGCGCGGAUUUCUGCGCGGGAUACACGUAUUUCGGCACCGAGUAUGCGCGCGAGUGCUACUGCGGGGAUGUGUUUGAGGAGGGUAGUGUGGAGGCUGCGGCGGUGGAUUGUAGUUUUGCGUGUGCGGGGGAUGCGGGGGAGCUGUGUGGAGCGGGGAAUAGGCUGUCGGUUUAUAGUAGUAGUUAA